Messenger RNA from Knipowitschia caucasica, 1113 nucleotides. NCBI's taxonomy places the organism in Eukaryota, Metazoa, Chordata, Actinopteri, Gobiiformes, Gobiidae. The record is from the annotation of a GenBank genome assembly.
AUGGGCGCCAAUGCCUCUGCUCUUGAGAAAGAGAUUGGAUCUGAGCAGUUUCCGGUCAAUGAGCACUACUUUGGGUUGGUCAAUUUUGGAAAUACCUGCUACUGCAACUCGGUACUGCAGGCCCUUUACUUCUGCCGGCCUUUUCGGGAGAAGAUAUUGGCGUACCGCAGCCAGCCUCGACGGAAAGAGAAUCUGCUCACAUGCCUGGCUGACUUGUUCCACAGUAUUGCAAACCAAAAGAGGAAAGUGGGUGUUAUACCACCCAAGAAGUUUAUUACACGUUUACGCAAGGAAAAUGAACUCUUUGAUAACUACAUGCAGCAAGAUGCCCACGAGUUCCUAAACUACCUACUAAACACCAUUGCUGAUCUGCUGCAAGAAGAAAGAAAGCAAGAGAAGACCAAUGGCCGCCUUGCCAAUGGGACAUUGGAUUCUCAGAAUAAUAACAGCAAUGCUUCACCUGCUCCUACCUGGGUUCAUGAGAUCUUCCAAGGCACUCUAACUAAUGAGACGCGUUGCCUCACCUGUGAAACGAUAAGCAGCAAAGAUGAGGACUUUCUUGACCUUUCGGUUGAUGUUGAACAGAACACCUCCAUCACACACUGCCUCAGAGGCUUUAGCAACACAGAGACACUGUGCAGUGAGUACAAAUACUACUGUGAAGAAUGUAGAAGCAAGCAAGAGGCGCACAAGAGAAUGAGGGUAAAGAAGCUGCCCAUGAUCCUGGCUCUGCAUCUGAAGCGUUUUAAGUACAUGGAGCAACUACAACGAUACACAAAACUGUCUUAUCGAGUAGUCUUCCCGUUGGAGCUGCGACUCUUUAACACCUCUGGAGAUGCUACCAACCCUGAGCGGCUCUAUGACCUUGUGGCCGUAGUGGUUCACUGUGGAAGUGGGCCAAAUCGUGGUCACUACAUCGCAAUUGUAAAAAGUCAUGACUUCUGGUUGCUAUUUGAUGAUGACAUAGUGGAGAAAAUUGAUGCACAGGCAAUAGAAGAAUUCUACGGCUUAACAUCUGAAAUCUCCAAGAAUUCUGAGUCUGGAUACAUCCUGUUCUACCACCAGGUGCCCACUGAUGACUCAUACGUGCUCACUGGCGCCACGCACAGGUAA